Molecule: messenger RNA, 676 nt
Organism: Rhagoletis pomonella (apple maggot)
Lineage: Eukaryota; Metazoa; Arthropoda; Insecta; Diptera; Tephritidae
Product: probable ubiquitin carboxyl-terminal hydrolase FAF
Exons: 3
Coding region: 329-601 (90 amino acids)
Source: RefSeq, a predicted model, not a curated record
GGCGAGCUAAUACAGUGCAUUCGUCGCCGGAGAAUGAUGUUGCAUUUCACCCAAGUGGAAAUUUCUUGGUGACUGGCGGCGAUCACGAUACAAUAAGAUUGCUUAAUUUAUUAGAAGGUCGACCAAUUUAUACACGUUGCUCGUUUGGAAAUCUAAUUUGCAUAUAUUUGAUGCCAAUAGCUCUCGAAACAAACAAGCCAGAGUCCAAAUUGAUUUUAGUGAUGCAACAGGUCCACAUAACUAAGCCAUAGACACACCAGUUGUUGGAGUACCAAAAAGCUGUGAUGACAGUAUUUUAAUUGAUCCAUGACAAUCGGUGGCAAAUGGAAUGCGUGAUGAAAUUUUCUGUUACAUUAAGAAGCUCAUAGAGGACAGAGCUGUUGGUGAGGAAGAUGUCGAGUUACUGCAGUACUGCAACUUGGAAAAUCCGCAUUUCGCACGUGCCCCACUCGUAUGGAAUAGUAGCUUAUGUCAAAAGGCUGGUUUUAGUAUAAUGCGGCAUUCGCAGCAUACCCUCACUGGCGCCGAGCCGUUGAAGAAAUUUUGGCAAAUAAACGUGCAAGAAAUAGUUCCGAUAAUAGCACGUCCAUAUUCUUGUUAAGGGUCAUCAAAAAAAUUCCUUGUGUUGUAAAUAAUAAAGGGAAUGCCGGAUUAUACUAAAGCCAGCUUCCCGACA